AUGGCGAGCCCUGCCCGCCCGUCCCGGGACGCAUGGUGGGCCCCGCACACCCAUCUCGGGACAUGUGUCAAGCCCCAUCCGCCCGUCCCGAGAUGUGUGGCGGGCCCCACUCACCCCUCCCGGGAUGCAUGGGGGGUACCGCCUGCCCGUCCCGGGACAUGUGACGGGCCUCCCCCGCCCGUCCCAGGACAUGUGACGGGCACCGCCCGCCCGUCCCGGGACAAGUGGCAGUUACCGCCCGCCUGUCCCGGGACACGUGGCAGGCCUUGCUUGCCCGUCCCGGGAUGCAUGGCAAACCCUGUCCGCCCAUCCCUGGACGAGUGGUGGGCCUCACCCACCCAUCCCGGGACACUUGGCGGGCCAUGCCAGCCCGUCUUGGGACACUUGGCGGGCCUCACCCGAACGCCUGAUCCAGGACAUGUGGCGGGCCUCGCCCACCUGUCCCCGGACACGUGGCGGGCCUUGCCCGCCGGUCCCGGCACACGUUUCGGGCCUUGCCCGCCCGUCCCAGGACGCGUGGCGAGCCCCGCCCGCCCGUCCCGGGAUGCAUGGCAGACCCCACCCUCCCAUCCCAGGACGCAAGGUGGGCCCCGCACACCCAUCCCUGGACAUGUGUCGAGCCCCGUCCACCCGUCCCGGAAUGCGUGGCGGGCCCUACCCACCCGUCUCUGGAUGCGUGGCAGGGCCUGCCCGCCCAUCCCAGGACGCGUGGCAGACCCCACCUACCCGUCCCGGUACGCGUGGCGAGCCCCGCCCGCCCAUCCCUUGACACGUGGCGGGGACCGCCCGCCUGUCCCAUCAUAG
Macrobrachium nipponense is the source of this 804-nucleotide messenger RNA. RefSeq names its product proline-rich proteoglycan 2-like. The coding region runs from base 1 to 804 and encodes 267 amino acids. The transcript has a single exon. The record is from RefSeq and is a predicted model, not a curated record. NCBI's taxonomy places the organism in Eukaryota, Metazoa, Arthropoda, Malacostraca, Decapoda, Palaemonidae.